AGUUGGGUGGUGAAAGCUGAAGCCUUUUUCUACGUGAUAAAAGUUCAACUUCCACACCCUUUUCAUUUUACCAUCACCAGGACAAAUCUCUGCAUCAUAUCAGCAUCCACAACUUGGGACUCUCAAGAUGGCUUUGAUAUCGGAGUUCCUUGGACAGCUAUCUCUCAAUAUUUCGGCAGAUGAACCCAAGUACCCCAGUCUGUUACCUGCUUUGGACUUUGACCCUGACAGAGAUGCUGCCAGAAUUGAAACUGCUAUCAAAACCAAAGGCGUGGAUGAACAGACCAUCAUUGAUGUCCUAACAAAGCGGACUUAUUCCCAGAGGAGAGAAAUAGCUUUUGCAUAUGAAAGGAGAGCAAAGAAGGAUAUGAUCUCAGCUCUGAAGGGAGCGCUGUCUGGCUCACUGGAAACGGUGAUCCUUGGACUGAUGAAGAGCACAGCCCAGUUUGAUGCCACAGAGAUCAGAGGAUCUAUCAAGGGCUUGGGAACAGAUGAGGAAACUUUGAUUGAGAUUUUGUGCUCACGCAGCAAUGAUGAGCUGGUGGAAAUCAAAAAAGUCUACAAAGAGUUGUUCAAGAAGGAAUUGGAGAAAGAUGUGUCUGGUGAUACCUCUGGGAACUUUGCUAAGCUGCUCUUGGCUCUAGUGCAGACGAAGAGAGCUGAACCAUCUGCUAUUGUUGAUUAUGAGCAGAUAGAUGAAGAUGCCAGAGCUCUCUAUGAUGCCGGCGUGAAGAUAAAAGGAACUGACGUGCCCACUUGGAUCUCCAUUAUGUCUGAGAGAAGUGUCCCUCACCUGCAGAAAGUGUUUCAGAAGUACAAGAGUUACAGCCCCUACGACAUGCAGGAGAGCAUUGUGAAGGAAGUUAAGGGAGACUUGCAAAUGUCCUUCUUGGUGCUAGUUCAGUGCUUUGAAAACAAACAGUUGUUCUUCGCCAAAAGACUGAAUGAAGCCAUGAAGAGUAAAGGAGCCAAAGAGAAGAUAGUGACCAGGAUUAUUGUGUCACGUUGUGAAGUGGACCUGAAAAAGAUCGCUUCUGAAUACAAGAAGGCCUUUGGACAGUCACUGCAGCAGACUAUUGCAGAACAUACCAAGGGAGACUACCAAAAGGCUCUACUCAGCCUCUGUGGACCAGAGGAGUAAAAUUUAAUCAUUACCAAAUAAAUCUCACUCUCUACCACAAGAAAGUUUUACUAGGAAUUUUGGUCUCAUGCAUGUCAUCCUGGAGCAGUUUUCUGCAAUGAUAGCAUGUUACUGGACAUAUGAGUGCAACAUCAAAGGAAUAAGUUUAAUUUUUGUAAUGCAUGACAAUAAGCAUUACAUUUUCUGUCUGUUACACCGUUCUUCUUCUUGCCUCCUUAGUAUUGUCUUAGAUGCUGUUCUUGUGAAUAACCACCAGAGGGCGAUAAAGUUUUAUGCAAACAUAAGCGCCUCAAAUGUGAUACCUGAUUAAGAAACGCCGAGAUUUUACAAUUUAAAAAAUAAAGGCAUAUUUGAUCAUAAA
This is a messenger RNA of Melanotaenia boesemani (Boeseman's rainbowfish), 1502 nucleotides long. RefSeq names its product annexin A2-like. The record is from RefSeq and is a predicted model, not a curated record. The coding region runs from base 128 to 1141 and encodes 337 amino acids. The transcript is spliced from 13 exons. Gene Ontology annotation, molecular function: calcium-dependent phospholipid binding; cytoskeletal protein binding; calcium ion binding. Lineage: Eukaryota; Metazoa; Chordata; Actinopteri; Atheriniformes; Melanotaeniidae. Gene Ontology annotation, cellular component: cytoplasm.